This is a messenger RNA of Colossoma macropomum (tambaqui), 966 nucleotides long. It is a transcript of the gene grem2b, whose product is annotated as gremlin 2, DAN family BMP antagonist b. The transcript has 2 exons. The coding region runs from base 177 to 677 and encodes 166 amino acids. Gene Ontology annotation, biological process: animal organ morphogenesis. The record is from RefSeq and is a predicted model, not a curated record. NCBI's taxonomy places the organism in Eukaryota, Metazoa, Chordata, Actinopteri, Characiformes, Serrasalmidae. Gene Ontology annotation, molecular function: BMP binding; receptor ligand activity.
UGCAGAGCAACAGGAGCGAAGGCUUCAAGUCUGGAGACGCAUCUUCACACACCUCCGUCCAUGGGCAUCAGCGCAGCUUUAUCUCCACGAUCCUCACACAGACACACUCCAUACCUCUCACCCUGACCGCCUCUGGAAUACACACACACACUGAGCUGGACCAUUCAGACGAGAGGAUGUGUUGUAAGCUGCUAUUGUGGGUCCUGCUGGCCGCUGUCCUAUGUGCUGUGUCCGAGUCCCGGAAAAACCGCCCUCAAGGCUCCAUCCCCUCGCCGUACAAAACCAGCUCCAACACCUCGGACCGCCGUGGGCGCAAACAAGAAGUGCUGGCCUCUAGUCAGGAAGCUCUGGUGGUGACAGAGAGGAAGUACCUGAAGAGCGACUGGUGCAAGACGCAGCCCCUGCGGCAGACCGUCAGCCAUGAGGGCUGCCAGAGCCGCACCAUCAUUAACCGCUUCUGCUACGGCCAGUGCAACUCCUUCUACAUCCCACGCCACGUCAAAAAGGAGCAGGAGAGCUUCCAGUCCUGCGCCUUCUGCCGGCCACACCGGUUCACCACACUCACUGUGGAGCUGGACUGCCCUGACCUGCAGCCUCCAUUCAGGCACCGAAAGAUCCAGCGUGUCAAGCAGUGCCGGUGUAUUUCUGUUAGUGUGGCUGAAUCUGGCAAGCAAUGAGACUGAUAGACCACGGGGCCAGCUUGGAACACAAUAUACACUAUAUGAUAAACUAUUUGAUUUAUAGAUUUUGAUACUUCAUAUAGGCAGUGAUUCCAGAGCUGCUAAUCUAUUUUGAGACCACAUCAUAGAACUUUUUUUUGGCAUACCCUCCAUUUCUUGUUGUGUAAAGUUUGCAUCUCAAGACUGAGACUUUCUGAAAGAACACAAAGAAUCAGCUCAUCCUGAAAAAUGUUUUCCAAAAAAAGAAGGAAAACAGAAUAACGCUUCUCUCUCAAACUGCUGUUAA